AUGGAAAUCCACGUAGUAUCAAAAGACGACUAUUCCAAACAAGCCGUAAUCCCAAUCUCGGCCGCUGCACUGAACCAACUGACCGACCCUGAAUCUGUCCGUGUCCGUCCGAUUCUAAUCAGUCUCAGUUCGAACAAUCUUAGUUAUGCCAAAGGUGGCACAGCUCUCCACUGGUGGGAUGCCUACCCUGUCCCGACCAACUUGGUGCCAGGAGCUUCUGAGGCUGCAUCAUGGGGAAUUGUUCCUGCUUGGGGGUACGCAAUUGUGACCGAAUCAACGACAACACAAAUUUUGCCAGGCACCAUUCUUUGGGGGUUCUGGCCCACUGCUGAUGCCCCAGUAGAUCUGAAGCUGGUGCUUGGUGACCUUGACGGUCACUGGAUUGAAGUCAGCGGCCACCGAAAGAACCUCAUGACUAUAUACAACCACUAUAUGGAAGUCUCGCGAAAAGAUUUUCCAGUACAGCUCCAAGACACCGAGCUUGCUGACUUCGCAUGGGCAGCUUUGUUUCGUCCAAUUUGGCAGACAGGCUACCUCCUCAAUAGGUUUGUUUUUCCUCCGCAGAAUACGACCCCGAGUAUCGAGGCUCUCAUUCAUCCUAGCGGUACCGAUCUACCGUGGACCAAGGAAGAUGCCGAGCUUUCGCAGACACUCCUGAUCAGUUUGUCUGCAUCAGGGAAGACAGCUCGUUCAUUCGCCUAUCAGAUCUUCAAGCGACCUCGCGAAAACGGACCAACAAAGUUCCUACAAGUGACUCAUGAGCCGAAUUUGAUACAGGACGUUGGUAGAAGACUACAAUCGUCUACACCAGCGGAUACAAUUUCAUAUCAAAAACUUACGUAUGCAAGCGAAGAAAAGGCAGCGCCGGAGUGGUUACCGGAGGAAGCUCCGAAGAAGGUCGUCAUCAUCGAUUUUGGGGCCAGAGGGCGUGCGUUAGAGGAAAUACUCGAACUUUUGGAAAGACGCUACUCCGGCACCGAUGUAAAGUAUGUCAUUCUACAAGUCGGUUAUCAACAAAAGGUAAUUUAUUUCACCCUGCAUGCCAACGUAUAUUUCGCUCUUGUUAACGCAUAG
This is a messenger RNA of Talaromyces amestolkiae, 1074 nucleotides long. RefSeq lists its product as uncharacterized. Lineage: Eukaryota; Fungi; Ascomycota; Eurotiomycetes; Eurotiales; Trichocomaceae. The record is from RefSeq and is a predicted model, not a curated record. The transcript is spliced from 2 exons. The coding region runs from base 1 to 1074 and encodes 357 amino acids.